Messenger RNA from Lasiosphaeria miniovina, 881 nucleotides. RefSeq lists its product as uncharacterized. NCBI's taxonomy places the organism in Eukaryota, Fungi, Ascomycota, Sordariomycetes, Sordariales, Lasiosphaeriaceae. The transcript has 2 exons. The record is from RefSeq and is a predicted model, not a curated record. Bases 87 to 605 code for a protein of 172 amino acids.
GGGGGCUGGCGGGGACGGCGCAGUACGACCAUCUUCAGCAGGACCACUCCCGGGCAGUCGUCGAGGCCCCAUCCUCAACGUCCGCCAUGGCCUCGGAGCGAAUCCCAGCCGUAAAUGAGGAUGGGCUAUUCAGAGCUUGCCAGCCUGGCUACCUGUGGUGGAGCUGCACCUUCACCUCGCCCACCUACCAGGGAUGCUUGCCAGCAAGUUCCUGUCGGGUGUCCCGUGUCUGCCCAGCAACCUAUGAGCACGGCAAGCACCCCGACCAGCUUCCAGACCAGCUCCGAGGGGGUGCAACACUCACAUCCCGUCACGACGACCAACAAUGCACCACUGGGCUGGGCGUCGUCGUCGCCGUCGUCGUCCACUCUUCCCGAAUCCUUAAGUCGCAGCACUCAAACAACACCAGCGUCGAGCACUAUCCCAGCAGUGGUCCCAGCUUCUUCCGCUGCUGUCACCAACCGCAGCGACUCCACAUUAUCUGUGGGCGAAGUCGUGAGUGUUGCGGUGGGCUGCUGCUGUGGUUUCUUCAUACUUCUUGCCACACUGGUCAGCACAUAGGCACGGACGAGGCGGCGGCGGCGUGCCUCCAAGGGGCUGCAUAGCUCAAGGGCCGCAGAGAACGACACGAAGGGACGACACGACAGCACCCGCGUGUCACCCGAAACUGCUUCACCGCUGCAACGCCAUGGUUGCGUGAUUCACUCAUAUCUCCGAGCUCGACUCUACCGCCGUUGCUCAGCUGGGGGAACUCGAGGGGACGGCGCUUGGUUUGGGCCGGGCAGUUGGUCCAGAGCAGAAUAUGACAUGGUCAGUGGCUAGCUCCGGGGUAGAGCAAAAGCCAAUUCCCGAAUGGCCGCGGGCAACACUUGGCGUAACUA